Molecule: messenger RNA, 897 nt
Organism: Centrocercus urophasianus (Greater sage-grouse)
Lineage: Eukaryota; Metazoa; Chordata; Aves; Galliformes; Phasianidae
Gene: PRXL2C
Product: peroxiredoxin like 2C
Exons: 6
Coding region: 21-689 (222 amino acids)
Source: RefSeq, a predicted model, not a curated record
GGAACGGCGGAGCCGCAGCCAUGUCCGGAGCGCCUCUGUGCCCGGUCGUGCAGCAGGUCCGUCCCGUGUCCGCUGCGCCGCGCUUUGAGCCCGCGGAGAUGCGGGAAGCCGCCCACUGCUUGGUAGUGGAUGCUGACGGGAGGAGGAUCCCCUUCGGGACCUUGUACAGGCGGCAGAAGGUCGUCGUGGUGUUCGUGCGGAAUUUCUUGUGUUAUACCUGUAAGGAGUAUGUAGAAGACCUGGCAAAAGUCCCCAGGAGUUACUUACAAGAAGCAAAUGUGAGGCUCGUAGUUAUUGGACAGUCAUCUUAUCAUCACAUCAAGCCCUUUUGCAGUUUAACUGGGUAUACACAUGAAAUGUAUGUAGAUCCACAAAGGGAAAUUUAUAAAAUGCUUGGCAUGAAAAGAGGUGAAGGUAAUGACGUAUCAGUGCAGAGCCCUCAUGUAAAAUCAGGCAUGCUCUUGGGCAGUAUUAGAAGUAUGUGGAGAGCAAUGACUAGCCCAGCUUUUGACUUCCAAGGAGACCCUGCACAACAGGGAGGAACUCUGAUUUUAGGCCCAGGUAAUGAAGUUCAUUUUUUGCAUCGUGAUAGAAACAGAUUGGAUCAUGUUCCCAUUAAUUCAGUUUUGCAACUGGCAGGAGUUAAAACAGUAAAUUUCACAAACAAACCCCAGAUUAUUGACAUAUGACACUGAGGCAGCGUGUCAUUUUUUUUUUGAUGCUCCACAAGAAUGACACUCCAGUGAAUUCCCAACAGCUUCAGUACUCUUCAUCUUUAUUGCAUAUCUGAAACUAUGUCUGGAAGACCAGAGCACAGAAUAAACUACAUGACACUGAAGACUGACUAAAAUACUGCUUCCGUUGUGUAUAAGAUAAUAAAAACUAAAAUACAACUGA